Ambispora leptoticha is the source of this 1161-nucleotide messenger RNA. Lineage: Eukaryota; Fungi; Glomeromycota; Glomeromycetes; Archaeosporales; Ambisporaceae. The record is from the annotation of a GenBank genome assembly.
AUGGAGGAUAGUAAAGCCCAAGUUACAACUUCUGAAGCAAAAAAAGACCCGAUAUUUAUUAAACCAAAAGGUUUUGGAUUAAAAGGCAGUCCCAUGAAAUCUCCCAAUACCAAUACAACCUCGAGACUUAAACCAAAAAUGAAUCUUGGCCAACUUGGUGUAAUGACUCCGAAAACUCCCUUUGCAAACUUUUCCCGAUAUGUAGACCCCUCUGGAAAAUUGAACUUCAGUGGAAAAGCUGUUCUUCAUGCAAAAGGAGUUGAUUUUAGCAACGGUAACAGCUAUAAAAUAAAUAUGGAUGAACUUAGGCUAGAGGAAGAGCUUGGAAAAGGGCAAUUUGGCACUGUGCAAAAAGUAUUCCAUAAACCAACAAACGUUACUAUGGCUAUGAAAGAAAUUCGACUCGAACUUGAUGAGGCCAAAUUAAAUCAAAUACUGAUGGAGUUGGACAUUCUUCAUAAAUCGCACAGUUCAUAUAUCGUGGAGUUUUAUGGUGCUUUCUUUAUAGAAUCGUGUGUCUAUUAUUGCAUGGAAUACAUGGAUGCUGGUUCAUUAGAUAAAUUAUAUGGAGCUGGAGUUCCAGAAGAUGUACUUGCAAAAAUUACGAUCUCGAUAGUAAAAGGGUUGAAAUUUUUAAAAGAUGAAUUGAGGAUAAUUCAUCGCGAUGUCAAACCAACAAAUGUCUUGGUAAAUAUGCAAGGUGAAAUAAAACUUUGCGAUUUUGGAGUAUCAGGACAACUUAUUCAAUCACUUGCAAAAACAAACGUCGGCUGUCAAAGUUAUAUGGCACCAGAGCGAAUAAACCAAGUUGAAGCUAGUACAUAUACAGUACAAUCUGAUGUUUGGUCACUUGGACUUUCUUUGCUAGAGCUUGGUACGGGAAAAUAUCCUUAUCCAACGCCUGAUAAGACAACAGGAAUACUUGCACAGUUAAAUGCAAUUGUAGAAGGUGAUCCGCCAUCGCUACCGGACGAUAAGUUCUCGGAAGAUUGUCGUGAUUUUGUUGCACAAUGCCUCAACAAAAAUCCAAAAGCACGUCCAACGUAUGGAGAAUUAUUAGAUCAUCCAUUUUUACAAAAAUACGAAGAAAUCGAAGUGGAUAUGAAGUCAUGGGUAGAGCAAGCAUACAAUGAACGGCAAGAUAGCUACAAAAAAUCUUAG